UUUUAUUUUAAAAGUUUAUGUGUUUACUUACAAGUAUUACUCGUUCUCAAUUAUUGUUUGUUUAUUUUUUUAGCUAUACCUUUAUAUUACUGUUUAAGAAAUUGUGGAAGAUAUUAUAGCAGGAAGAAUAGUAUGACAAGACAUAUGAAAUUUGAGUGUGGCGUUCCUAAACAAUUUUGUUGCCCGUAUUGUAAAAAGAUGUUUCAUCGAAAAUCAAUUUUAAAGAUACACGUAAUGGCCGUACAUAAAAUGCAAUUUGACGAAAUACUAACAAUUUCAUGUAAAAUGUCAUUUCAUUGUUUAAGGAACUGUGGAAAAAGUUAUAAUAGAAAAUAUAGUAUGCAAAGACAUAUGAAGUACGAGUGUGGCGUUCCAAAACAAUUUGUUUGCCCAUACUGUAACAAAAACUUUAGUCAUAAGAGCAACAUGAAAUGUCAUGUGGUUGUAUUACACAAUAUACACAAAUUACUUUUUAUUUCAGGGAAUAUUAUUUCAGCCAGUGAUCGAUAUUAUUGUCCUAGAGGUUGUGGUCGAAAUUACAAGCGAAAAGAAGAUUGUGUGCGUCAUAUGAAGUUGGAAUGUGGCAUACAACCCAAAUUUAAAUGCCAAUUUUGUAACAAAAGGUCACAUCGCAAGUCAAAUUUAAAAGUUCACGUUGUAUCUGUACAUAAAGUCCCUUUUGAAGAAACGCAGAUUAUCAUAUUAUCUAACAGUUAAAUUCAUGUCUUUAUUUUGUUAUUUCUUGUAAAUAUAUUGUAAUGUCUCUAAAUAAGUUGACAUUUAUUUCGGUCUUUGUUUAAGCCAAAUAUAUGAAUGUUGGUUAUCAAGCUUCACAAAAUAAAUGUACAUAAUAUAAUUUUACAAAUAGGUAUUGUGCAAAAUUACACAUAAUUUUUUUUGGUGUUUGAUUAUUGCACGAUUCUAAUUUCAAAAAUACUUGUGUUAAUGAUGUAUCAAAUUAGAAUCAUUGAAAAAC
This is a messenger RNA of Daktulosphaira vitifoliae (grape phylloxera), 976 nucleotides long. RefSeq names its product zinc finger protein 761-like. NCBI's taxonomy places the organism in Eukaryota, Metazoa, Arthropoda, Insecta, Hemiptera, Phylloxeridae. Gene Ontology annotation, biological process: regulation of transcription by RNA polymerase II. The record is from RefSeq and is a predicted model, not a curated record. The annotation marks the transcript as partial. Gene Ontology annotation, molecular function: DNA-binding transcription factor activity; RNA polymerase II cis-regulatory region sequence-specific DNA binding. The transcript is spliced from 3 exons.